This is a messenger RNA of Exaiptasia diaphana, 2192 nucleotides long. RefSeq names its product kynurenine--oxoglutarate transaminase 3. The record is from RefSeq and is a predicted model, not a curated record. Bases 21 to 1451 code for a protein of 476 amino acids. Gene Ontology annotation, biological process: biosynthetic process. NCBI's taxonomy places the organism in Eukaryota, Metazoa, Cnidaria, Anthozoa, Actiniaria, Aiptasiidae. Gene Ontology annotation, molecular function: pyridoxal phosphate binding; L-kynurenine:2-oxoglutarate transaminase activity. Gene Ontology annotation, cellular component: cytoplasm; mitochondrion. The transcript is spliced from 16 exons.
AGUGUUGCAGGCAGACCGUCAUGCUUCGUGUGCUAUUUGCACGUUGUCGGGGUGGAAUUUCUGCAGAGAAGGUGCAAAAAUCCAUUAUAUCCUCUUGUAUUCUUAACACACAUCGUUGUGCACCUGUCUGCUUCUACAAAACCAAGCUAGCUCUCACACAGGAAAGAGAAAUGUCUUCGAAUUCAAGCCCUCUUGGACCMGCAAACAGGAUUGCAAAUCUACCCUUAAACUUCUGGACCCAAAUAGUUGAUCUCACCAGAAAGUAUGCCAAAGUUAAUCUUGGACAGGGCAUGCCAGAUUACUAUCCCCCUGAUUUUGUAAGAGAAGCAUUGAUGGAGGUUGCCAAGAAUGGYGAGACAUCAUCACAUCAGUAUACAAGAGGACAGGGACUUCCAAGGCUUGUCAAUGCAUUAGCAACAAUGUUCAGCAAACUCCAUGGUCGCAAGAUAGAUCCUAUGAAUGAAAUAGUUGUGACAGUUGGUGCUUAUGAAGCAUUGUAUUCUACUUUCAUGGCUUUUGUUAAUCCUGGAGAUGAGGUUAUAUUACUAGAUCCAUGUUAUGACUGCUACAAAGAUCAAAUCAAACUUGCUGGAGGAAAGACUGUUUUCUUUCCUUUGACUGCUAAAAAAGGAGCAACAUCUUCAAAAGACUGGACUGUUGACAAAGAUGCACUUGAGGCCAAAAUCAGYGACAAAACCAAAGCUAUUGUCAUAAAUACUCCACAUAAUCCACUUGGCAAGGUGUUUAGUCUAGAUGAACUGACAAUUAUAGCAGAUGUGUGUAAAAAGCAUAAUUUGCUUUGCAUAAGUGAUGAAGUUUAUGAAUGGCUGGUCUUUGACGGUGUAAAGCACACAAGGAUAGCAACACUACCUGGAAUGUGGGAGAGAACCCUUACAAUCAGCAGUGGGGGCAAAACAUUUGGUGUUACUGGAUGGAAGGUUGGCUGGGUUAUUGGUGCACCAGAACUAAUUAAUUGUGUCCAAGCAAUUCAUACUGAUUGUACUUUUCAUGUUCCUACCCCAACACAGGAAGCUAUUGCUGCAUGUAUUGAAAGAGAGACACCUUUGCUUGGUACCAAGGACAGUACCUUUGCACAAAACGCUGAGUCAACAGAAAAAAAUAUGAGGAGAAUGGCAGCCUUCUUCUCUGAGUUGGGAUUUCAUCCUCUCAUCCCUGAGGGAGGGUAUUUCAUGAUGGUGGACUUUUCCAAGGUUGAUACAGGUGUUGAUUUGAAUGAGUAUGAUAAGAGCAAUGAUUUGCUGGACUUCAAGUUUAUUCGUUGGCUUUGUAAAGAAAAGGGAAUUGCUGUGGUUCCACCAAGUGCUUUUUACAGCGAUGAAAAUAAGUCUUUAGCUGGAACCCACAUCCGCGUUUGCCUUAUGAAGGAUGAAAAAACAAUUACAACAGCAGAAAACAUCUUAAAAGAAUGGAGGAACAGCAUCCAAAAAUAACAAGACAAGUUUGAAUGACAAGAAAGACUUUUACCAUUAUGGCAGUUGUAUAGGUCGCCAUUUUCUUCAAAACAGAAAAUAUGAAAAAUCUACUCUAUGCCRACUUUUUAUCUCCUCUAAAAUAAAAUGCAAAAUCCGUUUUUGAAUUUUCUUUACACUAAAGCAAGUCAUUAUCUGUAAAGAAAAUAAAAACCGCGGGUCUUUUCGGGAUUUAGCAAGUGCCAGGACAAAAUUUCCCAUCAUUCUUKUCGUAGAAAAUGACGUCACUGCACAUAUUAUUGGAUGGUGAUAAUAAUUUUGAUCCUGGGUUAGCAUCUAUAAUAUUGCUGCCAUAACGGUAAAAGGUCCAUUUGAAUGCAUGUUUUUAAUAUAAUUGAAUAAGAUGUAAUUUAAUUAGUAUCAGUAUUUGCCGAGUAGCGGAAGCCUUGUAUGUAUACGUGACCUUAGGGGGGAGUGGGUGGGAGGACUAGUGGAAAUGUGUAAACUAGUCGACUUCGCGUCAUUAUCACAACGCCUGCCUAGUGGAUAUUUUAUAAUUUUACUUGAAAUCGCGAAGAAAUAAUAAUUGUCAAUGGUUUGUACAGCUGUGCAUUGUAUCUGGUUAUCAGUUGGUCGUGGUUUAUUGCCUAUUCUGUGUAAUUUAUUUUAAUACAAUACCAAGCAGUUUUAACCUAUCUGUGAUAAUAGUUUUGAUAGCAUAAAAAUAACGAGUAAUGUCAAUAAAAUCCUAAGUUAUUUUUU